UGAGUCAUAUAUGCCCGUUAUAUAAAUCAGCUGAUCUUAUCUGUUUACUAUCUUCAAAAAUAACAGUUUCAAUAGUCAGUGUACUAUAAGAAGUGAUCGCGUAUGAAACUUCCAAAGUCAGAACAUGAACAUGUCCUUCACUCCAUCUGAUGCUCCCACCGCGGGAGGUCGCUGCGGCUGCAGGAACCCCGAGCCGCAGAAGACAUGCGCUCUGCUCCCUGAGAUCCGAACUUAGAAGUUUGAAACCGCGCACAACAUCCUUCCCAUCCACUGCGUUCAUUUAACUGGUGCUUUUAUUUAGAGCGGUUCAGUCUCAUAACUCGGAUGUGCUGCGUUUCUGCAAGUGGGAUUGACUGGAUAAUACAAAAUGUGAGAGCUGUUUUGGAAUUAGAGUAGACACUUUUCAACUACUAUCUUCUGAGGAUAACUCUUCCACACUCUGCUUUGUAUUAUUAUAUGUAGGCUUCAUAAGGUGCAAGAGGCAGAUGAAGCCCGUUUAACCUCUCUGAGACCACCUAAUAAGACAUGAGCAUGCGGGACCCCUGUCUGAUGUGAACAGUGACGGCGUCUGGAACCCAACCUACGCCCCCCUCCCUCACACUGCCUCCGUGUUCCCAUCCAACAUGAGCCGGUCCUACAGGCUGCUGCAGCAGUGUCUGUCCCUCCUGAUGGUGGUCCGACUGCAGGGCAGGGUGACGGCCCCGGAGCGUCAGGAGGCCCCGGUGGAGUCACCCUUCACCCUCAGCUGCUCCCUGGCCCGCGAGCGGCCCGGCGACGCCGUGAGGCAGGUGCGCUGGCUGGACGUCCAGAACCAGACGCUGCUAACCUACCAGCCCGGGCAGACGGACAGCGUGAGCGGCCAGCAGCACGUGGAGCUGGCCCCCGCCCCCAAGGACUCCUCCGCCAUCACCAUCCGCAGGGUGGGGUUCCGAGACGAGGGCUGCUACACCUGCAUCUUCGACCUGCUGCCCAGCGGCUCGCAACAGGGAGCCACCUGCCUCACCGUCACCUCCCGCAUCACGCCGGCCCCUAACCAGACGGCGGUGGCGGGGAAGCGGGCGGUGCUGUCCUGCUCCUACGGCCUGCCUGAGAAGGUGCAGCAGGUGGUGUGGAGCCACUCCCCGGGGCGGGGCGAGGCCCAGGAGGUGGCCUCGUUCGCCCGCCGCAGCGACCCCAUGGUGGAGCCCCCCUACCAGGGCCGGGUCUGGCUGUCCGCCUCGCUGUCCCACAGCCAGCUCACCCUCCAGCCCGUGGCCGUCCCCGACGAGGGCUGCUACACCUGCCUGUUCCACACCACCCUGGGGGGGCCCCGCAGCGCCACCGUGUGCCUGGACACCUACGUGCUGCCCAAACCCCAGGUCAGCUACCGGACCACCUCCCCGGGCGUGGUCGAGGCCAACUGCAGCUGCGUGUCCCGCCCCCCCGCCGAGAUCGUGUGGAACGUGGAGCGGGACAACCGCACCCUGGGGCCCCCGGUCAGCACCCAGACGGCCCAGGGCGACGGCACCACCCUGGUGGUCAGCACCCUCACCGUGAGGGCGGGGCUCCUGAAGGACGUGUCCAUCAAGUGCCUGGUGCACCACAGGGGGCUGGAGUCCGCCAUCGCCGUGGCCAUGAACACCAAAAUUGGAACUGCUCUGGCCAUCCUGAUCUCAGUGACCACGGUGGCCGCGCUGCUGGUCAUGUCUCUGUGCUUCUGCCUGUGGAAGUGCUUCCUGCACAAAGAUGGAGAGGAUGUCUGAAUAAUCUCUUGGAUCACCUGAUGAGAAGGACCUGCCCAUGAGCCAAUCACAUCGAUUCCAAAGGUUUCGCCGAAUCACCCAAGUACUGCCUCACAGCCGCCUCUGGUACAAUCCCACCGUGAACCAUGACAUUCAGCACCACCCCGGCCCGGGUGUGUUCAGAGCCGAGGGGAGCGGGUCUGGUCCCGGGUCGGUGGAGGACCUUCUCUGUCUCCUCAGCAGGGCGACGUCCUCCUGACAACCGGGUCCAAGGAUAGAAUAUUAAAUUCACCAUCGCCGGUUUACGGUCUCCUAAUUACUGGUAGUUUUGUCAAAUAACAGCAUCUGAUCAGCUCAAAUAAUUGUUUAUGUUUAUCUCUUUCAUUAGUUUUACAUUUAGAGGCCCGUGUCAUGUGAUGUAUUAGUUGAAGGGUGCUGACCAAUGGGAUGUGUCCUUCAUCUUUCUCCGCCGUCGGUGUGUGAAUGUGUGUAUGAAUGGGUGAUUGUGAGGCAAUAUUGUAAAGCGCUUUGGGUGGCCACUGGUUACAGUGAAAGCGCUAUAUAAAUGCAGUCCAUUUACCAUUUCCCAGUACUUUGUGUUGUGUGUGGCGGUGCUUCGUGAGUCUGUGCCUGUCUUGUAUUUUCUAUAGUAAUGAAAUGUUAGACUCCCUGGGGACGGGACCAUGUCCAGCAUGGCUUGAAUCAAUUGCCAUUGCAAUGCUGAGGCCAUAUUGGUGGGUUGAUGGCGUAUACUAGCCUUGCGCUGUUUGUUUGCAUGUGCGUGCGUGUGCGCAUGUGCGUGCGCGUGUGCGUGUGUGUUGACUGAACAAAGCUGCCCUUGUUUCAACAGAGCAUGUCUUGUUACUGUCACCAGAGAUGUCUUCUCUCAGAUUCACCUGUUGUGGUGCACUUGAGAAACUGUGAACUCAUAUAUAAUCUAUACUUAUAAAUUACUCUGGGCCCCAAACACUUUGUAAUUAGGGUGAUAAACCUAUUUCUAUUUUAUUUUCUGGUAUUUAUAGACAAGCUUUGGAAGGUUAUCGCUAAAGUCCUCUUCUACCUAAAAGCUUUCUAAUCUUCUGAGUCUUACCGCCACACAGCUUAUUUUAUGUUGGAUUCAACCAUUUAUUUUAGUUUAUGUCGUAAUGUUACCUUGUACAAACGUGGCGCAAAAGGUUUUAUCCUUUAAAAACAAAGACUGAACGACCACUUGUGUGACACACACAUUAAAGGUAUUUAAAAUCA
Molecule: messenger RNA, 2966 nt
Organism: Gadus macrocephalus (Pacific cod)
Lineage: Eukaryota; Metazoa; Chordata; Actinopteri; Gadiformes; Gadidae
Exons: 7
Coding region: 624-1742 (372 amino acids)
Molecular function (GO): cell-cell adhesion mediator activity
Source: RefSeq, a predicted model, not a curated record